Sebastes umbrosus (honeycomb rockfish) is the source of this 3981-nucleotide messenger RNA. RefSeq names its product BICD family like cargo adaptor 1 (gene bicdl1). The transcript is spliced from 10 exons. The record is from RefSeq and is a predicted model, not a curated record. The coding region runs from base 401 to 2263 and encodes 620 amino acids. Gene Ontology annotation, biological process: vesicle transport along microtubule; Golgi to secretory granule transport. NCBI's taxonomy places the organism in Eukaryota, Metazoa, Chordata, Actinopteri, Perciformes, Sebastidae.
GAGGCAUCGGGAUCGCGCUCAUCUUCUUGGCUGUAGAUGCCUCCGGUGUAACGGGCCGAUCGUUAUGGGGGACCCGGGAGUCCGAGGCGGCAUGGAGCCUGACCGACCGACCGCUGCGCACAGCUCAUCCAGGCGGUUUAUCCCGGGAUAAAAGCCGUCCGUGUGUCCGGUAACAAGCAGCCAGUCAGCGGGCUGCAGAGGAGGCGGAGUGUGCUGGGACUCAAUCAGAGCUGAGAGAGCUGCUGGUUUAACUGGGAGACGGACUGGGAGGAUUACAAUCUAACUGUAUCCAGCUCGGGCGAUGGAUGAAUGUUCGGUUACCAGCCGGUCCGGUCAGCCCAGCCCUGUGAGAGCAGGGUGGGUUCAUCCGGAGUGAGAUCGGUCGGCUGGUAUCGGUACUAUGUCCACCUUCUGCUUGGAGCUGCAGACGUCUCCCUCCGUGGUUUCAGCACCACUGGAGCUGGACAGCGACAUCAUGGAGCCCCGGGCCGGCUCCGCCGCCCCGGAGCCCGCCGCCGGCUUCCAGGCUCACCCGCUGCGGCACGCCGGCUCCGGAGGCCUCGGCAUGGCCUUGGAGGAGGAGCUGGCCAUGCUUACCGGGGAGCGGAUCGACGACGAGGAGCUGUCCGACCUGGAGACGCAUGCGAUGGGGCACAACGCAGACUUACUAUCGCUCUUCCGUCACAAGGAGAAAGACUUGGUUUUAGCUGCUAAACUCGGCAAAGCGCUGCUGGAGAGAAACCAAGACCUGACCAAGCAAUACGAGAGGAUGCACAAAGAUCUCAACGAGAAACUAGAGCACUUGGAGCAGGAGAAGCAUGAGCUGCGUCGGCGUCUGGAGAGUCGAGAGGGGGAGUGGGAGGGCCGCGUGGCCGAGCUGGAGACGGACGUCCAGCAGCUGCAGGGCGAGCUGGAGCGCCAUCAGGUCCAGCUGAGGGAGGCCGACCGGGACAAGACCAGGGCCAUCAGCGAGCUCUCCGAACAGAACCACAGACUGCUGGAGCAACUCAGUAGGGCUGCAGAGGUGGAGAGGCAGCUGUCCACUCAGGUCCAUUCAUUACGGGACGACUUCAGGGAGAAGAGUAUGUCUACCAGCCAGCACAUGACACGACUAGAGACUCUACAGGCUGAGAUUAAGAUGCUGUCGGAGAGGAAGGUGGAGCUGGAGCGACGGGUUCACGCCAUGCUGGAGGAGAACGAGCUGCUGCAGAAUACGGUGGACGACCUCCGAGAGAGGACUCUGAUGUUGGAGAGGCAGUCACACCAGAAGGACCUACAGUUACGGCAGAGCCAGCUGGAGCUGCAGGAGGUUCAGGGGUCCCACCGGCAGCUGAGUGCCCGGCUGGAGGAGCUGACGGAGGAGCACAGCCUCCACAGCCUCACCCCCCACCCGUCCAGCCUGCUGUGUGAGAUCGAGCAGAGCAUGGAGCAGGAGGAGCAGGAGCAGGAGAGGGAGCAGCUGCGUCUCCAGCUGUGGGAGGCCUACUGUGAGGUCCGCUCGCUCUGCUCCCAUCUCCGGGGAAACGACGUCACCGACUCGGCUCUGUCCACCGACUCUUCCAUGGACGAGUCCUCGGAGACGUCCUCAGCCAAGGAUGUGCCUACAGGGAGCCUCCACACCGGCCUGCUGGAGCUACGGAGGCUCACACAGAAUCUGCUGGACGGCAACGAGUCCACGGGCUCGCGGCGCAGCGAUGAGGAGGCUCUGGAGGAGGCUCUGGAGGAGCAGGUGAGGAAGCUGGGAGAGGAGCUGAGGGAAGUCAGAGAGCUGUACGAAGCCGAGCAGGACAAAACACACAGCAAUGAGGACGAGGUGCUAAAGCUGCACAAUCAGGUGGCGCUGCUCUCUGUAGAGACGUGCUCUCUGCAGGAGGACAACGAGAGGAUGAGGACGAUGGCUGAGGUCCAAGAACCUAGCGAGCAGCUCCAGACUGCUAUCAGAGACCGAGACGACGCCAUAGCCAAGAAGAAAGCGGUGGAGAUGGAGCUGGCCAAGUGUAAAAUAGACAUCAUGUCUCUGAACAGCCAGCUGCUGGACGCCAUCCAGCAGAAGCUCAACCUGUCGCAGCAGCUGGAGGCUUGGCAGGAUGAUAUGCACCGAGUGAUUGACCAGCAGUUGAUGGACAAGUACCAGGACGAGUGGCGCUCGGCCCCUCCCUCGCUUUCAGGGUCGUCGAGGGCGCACGGCGGUCAGUCGUCCAGACGAGCUCAGCGCAUCUCCGACAGGGACAAGAGACUUUUCUCUUUUUUCAAAAAGAACUGAGCCCCGUUGGACUGGUCCUGAGACAGCAGACAGACAGAGACAGACAUCACGGUAAUGGUAACCCCAACUCCGCCAAAGACGGGCAGCGUGGGGGGGGGGGGGCGGUCAUUAUGCACUUUAUCCGUCCCAUUACUCCUCUCUAUGACUGCUGACAGGUAGAAAUAUAAGGUCAUAGAAGAUGAACAGGGUCAGGAAGGAAGGAAGGUCUCCUGUAGUGCCUACAACCAUCUACAUCUCUACUAGCCCACUGCCAAUGCUGUCCUCACUGGUCCUAACUGGUACUGUACGCAUCCCAGUAGUGAUCGGACAGAUCUAACUGGGUUAGAUGCCGGGUGUAGUGGGAGAAGAUGAGGAUAGAUGCUGGGUGUAGUGGGAGAAGAUGAGGAUAGAUGCUGGGUGUAGUGGGAGAAGAUGAGGAUAGAUACUGGGUGUGGUGGGAGAAGAUGAGGAUAGAUGCUGGGUGUGGUGGGAGAAGAUGAGGAUAGAUACUGGGUGUAGUGGGAGAAGAUGAGGAUAGAUGCUGGGUGUGGUGGGAGAAGAUGAGGAUAGAUACUGGGUGUAGUGGGAGAAGAUGAGGAUAGAUGCUGGGUGUGGUGGGAGAAGAUGAGGAUAGAUGCUGGGUGUGGUGGGAGAAGAUAAGGAUAGAUGCUGGGUGUGGUGGGAGAAGAUGAGGAUAGAUACUGGGUGUAGUGGGAGAAGAUGAGGAUAGAUGCUGGGUGUGGUGGGAGAAGAUGAGGAUAGAUGCUGGGUGUGGUGGGAGAAGAUGAGGAUAGAUGCUGGGUGUAGUCGGAGAAGAUGAGGAUAGAUGUUGGGUGUGGUGGGAGAAGAUGAGGAUAGAUGCUGGGUGUUAUAAUGCUGCACCUCGGCCUUCAUGUCAUCUCAGGUUUAUUCAGCUGUUCAGAGGAUGUUCAUGGAUCAGGACCUCAGGGUGCUCCGUAUCUCUAUAUUAUCAAAUCAAAUGAUCUUACUGCCAGCAGAGAGGAUCCACCAUGGUUCAACGGGCCAGAACCAAAUCUCCAAUCACAGCAAUAGAUCUAUUAUUAAAGCAUAGUAUAUGUAUGGCAACCGUGUGUGAUGUGAAAGGGGUCAGUCAUGGAGGAUGAUCCUCCUCAGCUCUACGGAGCCUCUUUUAGCUCUACAGAGUCUCUUUUAGCUCUUUUUACUGUUUCCUGAAUAACUGACUGUUCUCUAUCUGCUCAGCAGGAGACAGACUCCGUUAGUAUCUAGCUUGUGAAUAUAGUGGAGCAUCUAAAGCAGCUAAAGACACAGAUAACAACACAGAGACCAAAUCAGCAAGAAGAAGAGUCAAUAUUGGUCUUCAGAUCCAGUAUUGGAGUUCAGAUCCUUUCCUCAGUUUGCUGAGAAAUAUUCCCAUCACCAGUAAACUGAACUUUAUGACCUUUAAAAGUGUCCUCCUGUUUGUUCGCAGAAUUAAUGAGACAUAUGACCAUGGUCCAUGGUCCAGUUUUUAUGUUUCACGCUGCAGUAAAACCGACUGAAGCCUGAGCAGCUCUUUAUAGUGGAUCCUGAGGGUCUGUGGUGAACUCACCUUAACAUCUGAAUAAACCUCUGAAGUCAGUGACGACGUCCGUCCAGCUGAUAUCAUCAUCACGUUAUACAUUUACAAUAUUUGUAAAAGAAAAAGACACUGUCCAACAUUGUCCUCAUGAUGUCAGUCAUCUUCCUAGUUGACCAAAUAAAAAAUUAAAACAUGUUUA